AUGGGCGGCGCCGGGCCGCCGACGUCGUCGUGGCGGGCGGUGGCGGCGGCCGCUGUGGCGCUGUGGCUGGUCCCGGCGGUCCUGGCGCUGGCUGUCCUCUGGCUGCCGCUGCUCUGCUGCGCCGUGGCCGCCGUCCGCUUCCUCAGGGUCAGGAGGAAGCUCGUGGCGGCCAGCAGGAGGAGAUCAUCGCGUGGCUGCUGCGACGGCGGCGAAGGCCGCGGGGCGGAGGAGAUCACGAUGGUGGAUGAUGUCGGAGGCCGGCUCCGGCUCAGGCUGCUGCAGCAGUACCUCGACGACCAGAUGGAGCUCGUCGUAGGAGGAGCAGGCCACGAGGAGCAGGAAGAAGAUGGAGCCUCCGCUUGUUGA
Molecule: messenger RNA, 366 nt
Organism: Miscanthus lutarioriparius
Lineage: Eukaryota; Viridiplantae; Streptophyta; Magnoliopsida; Poales; Poaceae
Source: the annotation of a GenBank genome assembly